Messenger RNA from Apaloderma vittatum (bar-tailed trogon), 1620 nucleotides. RefSeq names its product 5-beta-cholestane-3-alpha,7-alpha-diol 12-alpha-hydroxylase. Lineage: Eukaryota; Metazoa; Chordata; Aves; Trogoniformes; Trogonidae. Gene Ontology annotation, molecular function: sterol 12-alpha-hydroxylase activity; heme binding; iron ion binding. The coding region runs from base 88 to 1620 and encodes 510 amino acids. The record is from RefSeq and is a predicted model, not a curated record. The transcript has a single exon.
UGAAAUCAGCCUCUGGGUGGGAAUAAAAAGUACAUUUCUGCCCUAACCUUGCUCUAGUCCAAGCUCCUGGAUGUGUGCAGAGCUCUCAUGGCGUUCUGGGUGAUUCUCCUCUGUACGUUGAUAGCAUCGCUGCUCGGUGGGCUCUUCUUCCUGGGCAUGUUUCGAAGACGAAGACCCAACGAGCCACCUCUGGACAAAGGUACCAUUCCCUGGCUGGGUUAUGCACUGGAUUUCAGAAAGGACAGUUCAGAGUUUCUCAAAAGGAUGCAGAGAAAGCAUGGGGAUAUUUUCACGGUGCUGAUCGGAGGCUAUUACUUCACCUUUGUGAUGGACCCUUUCUGCUUUGGAGCCAUCGUGAAGGAAUCACGAUCUAAACUGGACUUUAAGUCUUUUGCGAGUAAACUGGUCCUGCAGGUUUUUGGCUACAAAGCCAUCGAAGCCAACCAUAGCAUCAUUCAUGCAUCGAGCACGAAGCAUCUGAUGGGAGAUGGACUCACUGUCAUGACACAAGCCACCAUGGAGAACUUUCAGAAGCUGAUGCUUUUCAGUCUGAGCUCAGGAGAGGAGAAGAAAGGGUGGCGAGAGGACAGCCUCUUCCACUACUGCUACAACAUUGUCUUCAGAGCCGGAUACCUGGCUCUGUAUGGCACUGAGCCACACCAAGGGGCAGAUAACAAGGAAAAAGCUGACGAGCAAGAUCGCAUCCACUCCAACCAGGUGUUCCAUGAGUUUCGGAAGUACGACCGCCUCUUCCCUCGCCUGGCCUAUGCUGUGUUGCCUCCCAAGGACAAAAUAGAAGCUGAACGUCUGAAGAGACUCUUCUGGAGCAUACUGUCUGUGAAAAAGAGCUGGCAGAAGGACAAUAUCAGUGGGUGGAUAAGUGAUCAAAACCAGCUUCUGGCAGAAAACGGUGUCCCUGAGUAUAUGCGAGAUCGUUUCAUGUUUAUGCUCCUCUGGGCAUCCCAAGGCAAUACGGGGCCAACUGCUUUCUGGCUGCUUUUGUAUCUAAUGAAACAUCCAGAAGCUAUGCAGGCUGUGAAGGAUGAAGUAGAUAAAGUCUUAAGGGAGAGUGGCCAGGAGGUGAAGCGAGGGAGCCCACCAGUUAACAUCACUAGAGACAUGUUAAACCAGACUCCUCUUCUGGACAGUGCUCUGGAGGAGACCCUGAGGCUGGUUGCAGCCCCAAUCCUGAUCAGAGCUGUCCUCCAGGACACCAGCCUCGAGACGAGCAGUGGGACAAAGUACACUCUUCGCAAAGGAGACAGGGUGGCUCUCUUCCCCUACAUCUCUGUGCAGAUGAACCCAGAAAUUCACCCCGAGCCUCACGAGUUUAAGUACGACCGCUUCAUAAACCCAGACGGCACCAAGAAAGAUUUCUACAAAAAUGGGAGGAGGCUGAAAUACUUCAACAUGCCGUGGGGGGCAGGAGUAUCCAUCUGUCCUGGGCGGUUCUUUGCUACCGCUGAAAUGAAACUGUUUGCAUUCCUGAUGCUAAGUCAUUAUGACCUGGAGCUCGUCAAGGGAGAAGAGGAGAUCCCAGCGAUAGAUAUCAGCCGCUGGGGAUUCGGGACAAUGCAGCCUGUUCGUGAUGUUCGGUUCCGAUAUCGACUACGCUCUUAA